AUGCACGCAUCCCAACAGAAUCAGGACAAGCUGGUGGCCUACCCGGUGCUGGACCUGCGCCGCCGCCGCCUCGCCCUGCGCGCCUACGUGGCCGCCCUGGAGCGCCUGGCCCGGGACGCCUGCCGCCGCCUCGGCCUGCCCGCCGCCCGCGCCCUCCCGCCGCCCCGCACCGGCGUCUGGCUCGGGGACCGCAAGCUCUGCGCCAUCGGUGUUCAUUGCGGGAGACACAUCACCUCGCACGGAUUGGCCCUCAACUGCUGCACUGACUUAACCUGGUUUGACCACAUCGUCCCGUGUGGCCUGGAGGGGCUGGGGGUCACCUCCCUCAGCCAGGAACUCCGGAGACACGUCUCGGUGGAAGAGGCCACGCAGCCCUUCCUGGAAGUCUUCCAGGAAGUCUUUAACUGUAGUUUAAGCGAGGAACCUGGUUUGGAGGAAUGAGGGACGAAGAGGCCGGUUGCGGCGCGAGAUCCUGGCUUGUCUGUUCUGAAAUGAUUAAACUCUG
Protobothrops mucrosquamatus (brown spotted pit viper) is the source of this 505-nucleotide messenger RNA. It is a transcript of the gene LIPT2, whose product is annotated as lipoyl(octanoyl) transferase 2. NCBI's taxonomy places the organism in Eukaryota, Metazoa, Chordata, Lepidosauria, Squamata, Viperidae. The transcript is spliced from 3 exons. Gene Ontology annotation, biological process: protein lipoylation. Gene Ontology annotation, molecular function: lipoyl(octanoyl) transferase activity. The record is from RefSeq and is a predicted model, not a curated record. Gene Ontology annotation, cellular component: mitochondrion. The coding region runs from base 1 to 441 and encodes 146 amino acids.